This is a messenger RNA of Cephus cinctus (wheat stem sawfly), 3017 nucleotides long. RefSeq names its product UDP-N-acetylhexosamine pyrophosphorylase (gene mmy). Bases 268 to 1686 code for a protein of 472 amino acids. Gene Ontology annotation, molecular function: UDP-N-acetylglucosamine diphosphorylase activity. Gene Ontology annotation, biological process: UDP-N-acetylglucosamine biosynthetic process. NCBI's taxonomy places the organism in Eukaryota, Metazoa, Arthropoda, Insecta, Hymenoptera, Cephidae. The transcript has 5 exons. The record is from RefSeq and is a predicted model, not a curated record.
UCCUUUAGAAAACUAACGAAUUUUGUUCGUAUACCUCUUUAUCCGAUUUUAUGUAAUUUAGAAAACGGAUCCACUUAUAUCUAAAUAAUCGUUUAAAAUCGGUUUGAAAUACGUGAAUUGCUACAAUUGUAAAUACAACUUAAAGUUAGAGAUUUCAUAAGGUCUACAAGUACCUAUUAUCAUGUAUCCCGGCUUAGCGAUCUAUAAGCAACGAAAGUGAACUAGUGUAUAGCAGUGUAUAGCAAUGGAAUGCAGUAAACUUAGAACAUGGACGAGGAAUCUGCUCAGUUCGUUCUUCAGCGUUAUGGCCAGGAACACCUACUCCAAUUUUGGACUGAGCUCUCUAUGGAGGAGAAAAAAAUUAUUUUGAAGGAUAUUUCUGAAGUGAAUUUCUCUGAGGUCACUUCAUACUUCAAGAAAGCAACAUCAUCUUCAAAGGAUAUUCAAAAGAAUUUUGAAGAAAGACUUUGUCCAAUCCCAGAUGAUGCUAUUGAUUCAUUUUCAACCUCUACUGCCGAAAAGCUGCAUCAGUAUAUGCAGUUAGGCUUAGAAGAAAUUGCAAAUGGUCGUGUUGCUGUUCUUCUUAUGGCUGGUGGACAGGGUACACGAUUAGGUGUAAAUUACCCAAAAGGAAUAUAUGACGUUGGUUUGCCAUCGCAUAAAACCCUGUUACAUUUACAAGCAGAAAGAAUUAGAAGAUUACAAGAAAUUGCAGAACAAGCAUUUGGCAAAUCUGGGGAAAUUACCUGGUAUGUGCUCACAAGUGAAGCCACACAGAAACCAACAUUGGAUUACUUUCGUGAAAACAAAUUUUUUGGUCUGAAAGAAGAAAACGUUGUAACAUUCGAACAAGGAAUGUUACCAUGUUUUACAUUUAACGGUCAAAUUAUUUUGGACGAAAAAUAUAAACUAUCCAGAGCUCCAGAUGGUAACGGUGGGGUAUACAGAGCACUAAAGGUUCAAGGAAUAUUGAAUGAUAUGGAAAAGCGUGGCAUUCGUAGCGUUCAUGCACAUUCUGUGGACAACAUCUUGGUGAAAGUAGCAGAUCCUGUCUUCUUGGGUUAUUGCCUAUCACAUUCAGCCGACUGUGGAGUCAAGGUCGUGAAAAAAUCAUCGCCUACUGAGGCAGUGGGAGUUGUUUGUCAGGUGGAUAACGAAUAUAAGGUGGUUGAAUAUAGUGAAAUUACAAAAAAGAUGGCAGAACGGCGCCGAUCAGACGGAAACCUGGUAUUAAAUGCAGGAAACAUAUGCAAUCACUACUUCACUGUGGAGUUCCUUCGUGCCGUUGGAGACAUUCAUGAAGGAAAAUUAGAUUUACAUGUUGCAAAGAAAAAGAUUCCAUACGUUGAUGAAAAUGGCAUCAGAGUUCUUCCAAACGUUGUAAAUGGGAUAAAAAUAGAGAAAUUCGUAUUUGAUGUCUUUCGUUUUGCAAGAAAAUUUGUGGCUUGGGAAGUAGUUCGUGAAUAUGAGUUCAGUGCUCUGAAAAAUGCAGAUUCAUCUGGGCAGGAUUGCCCUACUACUGCUCGCCAAGACGUUUUCGCACUUCACAAAAAGUGGCUUCUUGAUGCUGGUGCUGAAUGCGUUAGUGGUGAUGUUGAAAUUUCACCAUUGUUGUCUUAUGCUGGAGAAAAUUUAGAAAAUAUAGCAAAGGGAAAAGUUUUUAAAGGACCUACCAUAGUGCAAUAAUUGAAUUGUAUGAUUUUUUUCAAGGAAUUGACUUCAGACGGUAAAGUGACAAGCAAGAAAACAAUUUGGUAUUCUCAAAAUGUUAGCAUUCUGACAGUGAAGGUUUAUAUUGCGCUGGACCGCAAAAUCAUUUAGGUUAGAUUUCAAAAAUACUCCAAUUUUACAUAAUAAUGAUAUGUGCAUUCCAGAGUAUAUUAAAUUACUGAAGAUUAUGGUUUAAAAACAAGUGUAGCACAUCGAAAUGAAAAUGAUUGUUAUGCAAUGUAAAGUUUAAGUAUUUCAAAGAGACGAUUAUUAUAGUCAGAAAUCUGGAAGUAUUGCAAAAAAUUAUAAUUAUUUUAGUAAUUUGUUUAAUUUACUUUUUUUCUUUAAAAAAUUUGCUGAGUUCAUGAAAACAACUUUAUUCCAGCUAGAAUUCAAAUUACUAUACAUAAAUAGAAUAUAAUCAUUAGUGAAAGUUUUCAUUAUAUUAUUUGGUUAAUGGAGAAUAUGAUUAAAUCGCUUUUUCCCUAACAGAUAUAUUUCUUCGCGAUAUAAAAGCUACUGGAGAUAAUAUUUUUUGUUAUAGGAAAAUCUAUUAGUCUAUAUUCAACAUCCCAUUUUGUUAUAGUUUAAAUAAUUAGUCUUAUUGCAACUGUGAUGUUAAAAAUCAAACAACAAUGAACGUCUUUUAAAAUCACUGUUCGAACAAUUAUAUUACAAUGACGUACAUAAAGUAGUCUUUAAUUUCACUCUUUGACUAUCUAAAAGUAUGCCCAAAUGUUUUAUUAUGUCUUCAGUCCAGAAUUUUUAACAAUUGCUGUUAUCGAGGUGUAAACUAAUUUUGCGAAAAAAAUAUUAGCAGGUUCAAAUACUAAAUAUCAAACAUAAUUUAUUGGUUGAUAAAAUCAACAAUUCUAAGAUUUUACCAAUCAGUUACAUUUUUGCUACUUAUAUAGCUGCGAUCAGAUUAUGAAGAACAGGAACUCCGAAUAUCAAUAACAAAAUGUCUUCGAAGUAAUACUUCGCGAUUAUACAUCGCAGCCCACUUGCAGCCUUAGGAAAACAUGGAGUUUUUAAAAGAUUUAAGUUAUUUAUGAACUUAACAUUCCAAAUGCAUUACUUCUUUUAUAGAAAUGGAUAAUCUAGAUAAAAACUGUGUAAAGAGAAAGCAUCGUACUUACAUUAUACUGAUUAAAAAUCAGUAAACAUUCAAUUUCGUCUUAACCAUAGGCUCUUCUAUGAUAUUUUAUAUCUGUCUUUAUGUGCAAAAGCACAAUUUUUUUAGAUUAUGUCCAUAUGCACAGUGAUGGAGAAAACAAUCAAUAUAAAAUAAAUGUAUUUUUACUGGA